CGUCUGAACCGUCUCGUUAAUGAUGAACAUGAGGCUCGGGCUGAGGUGGGAGCGGACGGGCAGCUCGCUGCGCAGCUCUCAGGUCAGCUGGUCGCAGCUCACAGAUGGGGACGCGUUUGUUGAAUCACGCGUGUUGACAGCGGCACUAAACCACCAUGGUAGGCACAAUAUACGAGCAGAAGCUGUCUGACAUUGCCCAGGAAUGAAUGAACAGAUAUACACUUUGUAACUGGGACUAUCUGAGGAAGCUCUGGAAGUCUUUUAGGGGACACGCUGCUCCCUCUCGAUCGUUCAGCCGAAGACGCUUCCUUCCGCGUCUGGUUGAAUCCACGUUUUUCUCCAACAUUUUUCUUUUCCGGACGCUCGACUGUUUGAGACAUAAAUGAUGAAGUUUAAGCCCAACCAGACCAGGACGUACGACGGGGAAGGGUUCAAGAGAAGAGCUGCGUGUUUGUGUUUUAAAAACGACACAGAGGACGAGGUGCUGCUAGUGAGCAGCAGUCGUCAUCCAGACCAAUGGAUCGUGCCAGGAGGAGGAAUGGAGCCUGAGGAGGAGCCCUGUGGGGCCGCUGUCAGGGAGGUGUACGAGGAGGCUGGUGUGAAGGGAAAGCUUGGCAGAUUACUCGGGAUUUUUGAGCAAAAUAAAGACAGAAAGCACAGGACAUACGUCUACACCCUCAUAGUGACGGAGACACUGGACGACUGGGAGGACUCUGUCAACAUUGGUAUGCCCCUCUGUUUAAGUCUCACUGUCAUCAUAUAACUAAUUGUUUUGAUUGAAUAAUUUUGCAGGUAUUUACCCACAAACACAGCCACAAAAACAGCC
Molecule: messenger RNA, 826 nt
Organism: Plectropomus leopardus (leopard coralgrouper)
Lineage: Eukaryota; Metazoa; Chordata; Actinopteri; Perciformes; Serranidae
Source: RefSeq, a predicted model, not a curated record